This is a messenger RNA of Lachancea lanzarotensis, 1332 nucleotides long. It is a transcript of the gene GDS1, whose product is annotated as LALA0S14e01024g1_1. Lineage: Eukaryota; Fungi; Ascomycota; Saccharomycetes; Saccharomycetales; Saccharomycetaceae. The transcript has a single exon. The coding region runs from base 1 to 1332 and encodes 443 amino acids. The record is from RefSeq and is a predicted model, not a curated record.
AUGGCAUUGACAAAUUCGAGACCCUUGCAGAUCCCUGCACUUGAAAAUGAGACACUCCAUAACUCCGCUUCCCCAGUUUUCCAGCCAAGCUCACUGAGUAGCUCAUCACAGACUGCAUCAUCUGAAAACUUGGCCGAAAGAAGUAGCUCAAGCGUCACUUCGGAAUCCGGUAAUGAGAAUAGCAUCUCAGAAACUCCCUUAGUUCGCAAAGACCUUGCAGGAUUGAAACGGUCGAAUACAUCGUCGCCAGUGCCGUCUUCAGGAGGUGUUUCUGAGCUUUCUAUUACGGUUCCUGUAACAGGGCAACGUCCAAAACCUAUCAAGAAGGACUUGUCCAUGGAUGAUGACAUUUUGUUGGCAAUUUUCGUUAUACUCUACGAGAAAGAUCUACAACAGAAAGGUGUGACCGUCAAACAACUAUGCGAUUAUGUUGCCGAGAAACACCCUGAUAUGGCGGGUGCUUCCACGAAACUUUCGAAUUUGAUUUCAGCAAAAUUGAAUGCUUACGUGAAAAAGGUGGAAAAGGGCGAAAAGACGUUGAAGUAUGCUCUUUCGCGUCAGUGGUCGGAAGGCUCUCCUCGAAGAAUGGUGUACGUGUAUCGUGGGGUGUUGGCAUCGGAUUACAAGUCUCACACGCAAUCUAUGAUGUUGCAAAGGCAAGAUUCUAAAGCAAAGAGCGGAAAGCCUAACGGGCCAAGCAAAAAGGGCUCCGGGUCCUCACAGACUACAAGCGAUACCACCACAGAGGCCAGUGGCGCUGAAACAAAGAAUGGGAAUCAGGGGGGACGUGCGUUUGCCGUUAACAAUACCUUUAGCAUAAGCGCAUUUGCGAGUGAUUUCAACAUUCCAUACGCAGCAUCUCCCGUGACAAUGAGGCUCAUUCCGCAUUUCACAGAGAAUAAUAGCAGUAAUAGCGACGCCACUUCAAGUGAUUCUUCGAGGGAAGUAAGAGCGAGACCGAGUUUUAGCGAGCCUAUUGCUAAGAGACCCAGAAUAUCGUCCUCUACAGAUGCUGCUCCACCCCCCGCUGUUCCAUAUAUCACAGCUGCUGCCGCUGCUCCUAGGUUAAGUAAGCUCAGUUCGAAGCGGACUAUUGGGCUUCAAGAAGCUGGAAAUUCAACGGGCGCAUCAUCUGAUAACAAGAAAGUUUCGACGACGACGCAAAAAUCCGGCGACUCCGAUCAAUUUUUCUCUGCCAGCCUCUUGGAGUCGUUUUCUCCAAGUUUGGCAUGCAGUUCCUGGUUGCAGACCAUACGAUCAGGAUUUCUACUUGAAGAAAUCGACUCUCCAGAGACCGUUUCCGUAGAGGAAUUCGAUGGACUUUUCAAUUGA